This is a messenger RNA of Marasmius oreades (fairy-ring Marasmius), 921 nucleotides long. RefSeq lists its product as uncharacterized. NCBI's taxonomy places the organism in Eukaryota, Fungi, Basidiomycota, Agaricomycetes, Agaricales, Marasmiaceae. The transcript is spliced from 12 exons. The record is from RefSeq and is a predicted model, not a curated record. Bases 1 to 666 code for a protein of 221 amino acids.
AUGUCUCGGUCUGGGCUGGUUUGUGGUCGUGGUUUGUGGUCGACUUUGGAGCUCCAGAACGAAUUGAUAGCAUACCAAAAGGAAUUCCCGUACGUAUUCUCUGUUUCCAUGCAUGCCGUAACCCCGCGCCUUAUAACAUUGGCAGCUGUCUGUCAGCGUAACGGGCGUCCUUACCCUUCUCGUCCAUGGGUAAGCCAGCGUCCCAGUGAUUCAUCUCAAUCCCAAAUGUUAAUGAAACUCCUCGAUAGCUUUUUUGCGUAUAGGAUAUACAAUUUCCUUUCGAAAUAUCGACUGCUUGUCACCAUUCCUAUCGUAGUUUUGGCUUUACUUCGAGUCGGUUUCGCUCUAACGACUGCGCAUCUCAUGCUGAAGGACCGUAGCCUUGCCGUCUUCAAGGAUUAUCAUGAGUGGAUCUUCUCCCUUGGACUGGGGCUCUCAUCUGGAGUCGAUAUUCUUAUCACCAUCACCAUGAUGGCCAUUCUGCACGGCUCUCGCUCAUCGUCGUUAAGCCUCGACACAGUGAUCAGGUCCUUGAUCUUGUACACAUUGGAGAAUAGUGCUCUCACUACCGCCGCAACUAUUGUUUCGAUGAUAUGUUGGCUAGUCAUGGAUAAUCUCAUCUUCUUAGCAUUACACUUCAUCAUCGCGAAGCGUACGUAUAUCUAAGAUAUACAGCGCACCGUAUUUCAUUGUAAUGGUCGGGAGGGGGGGGGGGGGGGGGGCAUACUCGGCCAGAAUGGGAUGAUCGGGGAAGAUUCGCUGGCUGAGGCAUACUUCGAGAAAACGUAUAUAAAGAUGACAUGGGCGGCAAGGUCAGAUGACGGUACCAAGAACGCGACCGUUCGACUCAUCGUAGACAAUGUCAGAUACACGCAGCUGUCGCGGUGUAUGAAACAAAUGUAACGUUUAACUGAUUUUCUG